This is a messenger RNA of Camellia sinensis, 1922 nucleotides long. NCBI's taxonomy places the organism in Eukaryota, Viridiplantae, Streptophyta, Magnoliopsida, Ericales, Theaceae. The record is from RefSeq and is a predicted model, not a curated record.
AAUUCUAUGCUAAUUUACAUAAAUAUUAAUCCUCCUAUUAUUAACCUUUUCAAUCAAACAGGGCUAUAAGAUAACCGUAUUGAUGAAAGUCACUUCUAAAAAAUGAUAAAUUAAAAGAAUUGUGCUACAAAAACACAGAACAAUUUACAAUUCACAGAAUUAUUUAUAAACGAGACACAAAUGGUGAGUAUGUAUCUCAUCAUAGAACAAUUUUGUGAAAUAAUUCUGUAGUUGUAGCUUUUCUUAGAAUAAAAAUUAACAACACUAGAAAUAUAAUCAAUCAGCUAUUGAAAGUUUCCACAAACACCACUCAUUUCCUCUCUUUCGUUGCACUCUGUUUUACCCCUCAUGGAAGCAACACCAAAUCCAGUGAAGGUGCAUGAGGUUUGCAGGGUGGCUCCACCGCCUAUCUCACCUGACUCCGCCGUCCCAACCUCUCUUCCUCUUAUAUUCUUCGACCUCUUCUGGGUGAAAUGCCCUCCCGUUCAGCGCAUAUUCUUCUUCGAAGCCUCCCAUCCAACUACUACAUUUUUGGACUCUGUUCUUCCUAAAUUGAAGCAUUCCCUCUCCCUCACACUCCAACACUACCUUGUGCUCGCUGGAAAUCUGACAUGGCCCCCAAAUUCCUAUAAACCAAUCAUCCAAUACAUUGAAGGUGAUGAUGCAGUUUCUCUUACCAUAGCCGAGUCUGAAGCUGAUUUCUACCAUCUCUCCAGCAACAGCUUUCGCAAAGUUAAAGAAAUACAUCCUUUUUUACCCCUAUUCAUAUCUUCUGACACACAAGCGCCGUUGAUGACAUUGCAAAUUACUUUGUUUCCAAACAAAGGGUUUUCAAUCGGUUACGCCGCACACCAUGCAGUACUUGACGGAAAAACUACAGCUCUGUUUAUGCAUUCAUGGGCUUCCAUUUGUAGGCGCGGCGGAGACUCAACUUUAACAGAGGAAGAAACUCCAUUCUAUGACAGGACUUCGAUUAAAGACCCCGAUGAUCAUGAGAAAACUUACAUAAACUUCUUGUUUGAGCUUAAUGGACCCAACAACAAAAGCCUCAUGAUAUGGGACAUGAAUGCUCCAACUGAUACAAUGCUCGGCACAUUCCAAUUGACACGGGCAGACAUAGAGAAUAUGAAAAGGAGGGUUAAGAACCAGUGGCAAGAGAAGCAAAAACGAGAACCAGCAAUUCAUGUAUCAAGCUUUACAAUAACAAGUGCAUAUGUAUGGGUUUGCCUAGUUAAAGCCAAAAAAAUAAGCACAGGGAAAGUUCAUCUCGGAUUCAGUGUUGAUUGCAGGGCUCGCUUGGAACCCCCUCUCCCUUCAACUUAUUUUGGGAAUUGCCUUUCGGGUCAACAAAUAAAUGCAGAUUCAAACGAUUUAAUAGGAGAAGAUGGGGUGGCCACAGCAGUUAAAGCAAUUGGUGAAGCUAUAGAAAGUUUGAAAGAAGAAGCUGUAAAAGAGUUUCAAGUGUCUAAAUUGUUUUCUAUAGACAAGGAUAGGUUAUUUACCAUCGGAGGCUCACCUCGCUUUGAGUUGUACAACACUGAUUUCGGGUGGGGGAGACCAAGGAAGGUGGAGAUGACAUCAAUUGAUAAAAGUGGAGCUUUCUCUCUUUCAGAUUGCAGAGAUGGUAAUGGUGGGCUUGAGAUUGGGAUAGUGUUAAAGAAACAUGAAACAGAAGCUUUUGCUUCUCUGUUUGCUAGUGGUCUCGAAGCUUGUUAAGGCCAUAAAAUUUGCAAUCACUUGUUAGGCUAUAAUAUUACUUGCAACCUAUAGCCCGGAAAUCACCAUCAAUUGUUAAUGCAUAUGUUUGACUUGAUGUUUGAAUCUUUCUGGUAGUGUGUGUUUUACUUGGGUAUAUAUGUCAGUUUCAUGUGAAAUAACAAAAAUGUUAAGAAUCCUAAUCAAUUCAUAGUUUAUCACAAAUA